GACACUUAUGAGAAAUAAAAGUACUUUGUAGCAAGGGGAAUUUCAACUUUAAAAGAGGAACCUUUUGGACAAAAGCUGCAUAUAUGCAUUUGCAAGAGGGCAGUGUAGAUUUUCUCUGUCCAAGUCUUUCAGCAUGUAGUGGAGAACAGAGGAAAGAAUGAACAUCUAUAUCAUCAAGAUCCGUGCUGGAGUAUUUUGCUGCCUUUGAGACAGGAAGCCUGAAGAAAGAAAUUAGCUAGGUAGAGUACUUGUUCGUGUCCUGAGACUUGUGCCGUAGGACUGUGCAUCAUUCGGCAGCUGCUGUGGUCUCUUUCAGAGAUACAAUUCCCUGUGGUUGUGGAGGAAGAAUUUUGCUUGCAGAGGCAGUGGAAUGCUUCGUGACCUUUGGACCAAAGCCUUCUGGACCGUGCCUGAUAGAACUUGCAUCAGCUGAUUAAGGAUUUUUCUUUAAAUAAAGAAAGAGAGUUUUCUCACAACACUGCAGUUUACUGACCCACAUCAUGGUUCAGCAACUGUCUCUGAAGCAGCUCAUCUAAGAGCAACAGAAGUCACACUGUGAUCUCCCUCUCCAGGACGUGUGGAAAUCCUGAGGGAUCUUAGAGCCCCCAACAUGCAGGCAGUCCUGCAACCACCAUCUAGAAGACAGCAGCCAGGAAACUCUGUGAGACCUUUGAGACUUUUGUCUUCAGCUCCAAAGCUAACCCAUAAAGAAAGGCAUAAAGAAAGGCAUGGAGAAAGUGUUAUCUGUUGUGGAUUUUUGUGUGUAUUUUUUUUCCCUUGAGUUUUGUUUUUCUCACUUAUUUUCAUUUCCAGUUUUCGUCUUUGCUCCUGUGAGAAUGUCAUUGUAAAACAUGCCUUGUUAUAGCAGUACAGUCAUUUCUAUUUCCAGUUGCUAAACUGUUUUUAAUUCACCUCUUCUAAACCUUCACUAGAUCAAAAAAAAAAAAAACCCAGGGUUAUUGUGUUGGUUAUUUUUCUUUGUUUGACUAGAAGUAAAAAUUCUUAUUCACAUGAGAAAAACAUGUCUGCUGAGAAGGAGCUCCUGUAGGUUUUUGUGGCAUAGGCACAGGCAAGUUGGCACAGGCAAUUUUACUUAAAUUAGUUGUGUGGUUCAACUGAGUGGGGCCCAGCUGAGAUAAACAUUCACCACAUAGUAGGGCGGUUUGUGCUGGGUUCAUGGAGGAGAGGAAAAUGAUCUCUGCUUAUAGCAAUGGAUCCUGCACAAACUCCCUCUUUUCUGCUAUGACUUUGGUGAGUCUCACUGAUCACAAAGAUCCUCUGGCGCAUCCAAGUUUCUGUCUCCUCUUUCCUAAGAAGAGGCUGAAUCUGGAAAAAAAUAUGGUUUUGUGUUUUGCAGUACACACACAGAAAACACAACAGCUGACGGAGGGAAAUUCUGUGUUAAACAGAAAAAUACACUUGCUCCCAGAAAUCUGUGGUAAAAAAGAUCAAAGUGUACAAGCUUAAAAUAAAACAUGGCAAAAAAAAAAGGGGAAACCAGAAGACAGCAAUCACACUUCUUUUUUCAUGUAAGAGCUGAAGAGUUUUUACACCUUCUCCACUAAAAAAGAGCCUUCUUUGGAAUAAUUCAGAAAGGAGAGUGGAGCACCUUGGAUGGCAUGGUAUGAAGGCUUCUCCCAGGUAUGUGGAAAUAGCACAGGAAAAACACAAAGGCACUGCUGUCCAUCAGCUGUAAGCCAGUAGAAGCAGGAGCAGUUCUCUCACCUAUAAAUAAGAAAUACUUGGAGAAAGGGCCUUGACUGUUAAACAAGAUCAUAUAGGUUCACUAUGUGAAUUCAGUCACAGAAGUGUUCUGCUUAUGAGAUGAGUCAAAAGGCUUUUUUUUCUUAAAUAGAUACUUAUUUUUCUUGACCAAACCAGGUGACACGUAGCCACAACUCUUUAAACCCUGCAGGAUUGAUUUCAGUUGUCUUUCAUUAUAGUGAAGGAAAGGUUCCUGUUACACAAUGGAAGGUUACCCAUUUCAUCAUUUCUGGUAGUUGACAUCAUUGUGCUGCCUGUCUCCACCACCGACUUCUCCUGUGUCACCCUCUCCUCUUCCUCUGCUUUCAAUUCCCCAUCUUCUUCCGUGCUCAGAUAAGGGCAGGCAUGCUCCCCAUUCCUCUCUCCUCUCUGCCAGUUGUUCUGGGCACUCUGGCCCUUUGCAGUCCAUAGACUCUGUGCCCUUCCCAUGGCAUACCCAGUAAUCUUGAACCUCACCACAGUCAUGUAAACCAGAGGUCUGUCAUAGCAUGCUUCUGGUUGCUAAUGGCUGUUAAAGAGCAGAGAAGCAUUUCCACUAGUUGAAGGGAAAUGUGAGAUUAACUUUCUCAAAAAUCUCUCUCAAAACUUCUUCCUGUUUUACUGCUACUUGGGGAGCACUGGAGAAGGCACUGCAGUGUUUUCAGCCUCUAAAAUACUUCUUUAAUUUUUCCUUCUUACAGCAUCAUGGAGGUCUGCAUAUUCUUUCUUUUUGCCAUAAUACUGCUCCCAGGUAUUGCUGCCAAUGUACAUCACGUGAAGUCAUUUCUCAAUCACACUGCAUACCUAUCUUGCUAUUUCCCAAACACUCAGAAAACUGACAUAAGCAAUAUAAUAGUUUUUUGGCAAAAAGGUACGGGUGAAGUGGUACACGAAGUUUACCUUGGCCAGGAAAUAUAUGAUCACCUUAGUCCUAAAUACAUAAAUCGUACCAAGAUGGAUAUGGACAAAUGGACUUUGCAAUUGUUAAAUGUAAGGAUUGUGGAUGAGGGGCAGUAUAAAUGUAUUAUUAUGCACAUGGACCAGGGACCAAAAAAGAUCAUACACGAAUCUGAGUGCUUACUGCACAUCACUGCCAACUAUAGUCAGCCUGUGAUAGCACAGCUACACAGUGGGGAACCAAAGCCCAGUGAGAACCUGAAUCUUUCCUGUUCUUCCAGCGGAGGUUAUCCAGAGCCCAAGCAGAUGAUUUGGAUAAUUUCAAGUGAAAACAUAACAGAUAGGCUUAUACAACGCAUGGAUGUCUUACAGGAUGCUGUAACAAAGCUGUAUAAUGUUACCAGCAAGCUGAAUAUCCCAGUUCCUACAAAUACACUCACUAAUAUUAGCUGUUUGCUUCACCUUGGAGAGCAGCAGGGGAGCCUUACCUCAGUGCCACUAGUCAUAGAGAUACAGGCAGAAAAAAUGGAACCGGUGAAAGUAAAUUUCUUUGGCCCACUUAUAGCUGUAAUUGUACUGAUCACACUUCUUCUGGGUUUUUUGAUAUUGAAGAACAGAAAUAUCUCAUCUACCAGCCAGAGUGUCAGUCUCGCAGUCUAAAAGGUCCAGCUUGAAAUAGAGGCCAGCAGCUAUAGACUGCUGACUGGGAACCAUUUCUGCACAUAGUGAGGUCUGAGGUCCCACUGUUUCAGAUGCCGUGCCAGAACAAGAAUCCUCUCCAAACACCCUGCAGAACAACAUGUAAUAUUUCCAUCUGAUGACUGAAGUCCACUGUCCAGUGUUCUUUGCUUUUAUUUUUGCUAUAGAACAGUAGCAAAUACAGUACUCUAUCUGUCCCUAUGAGUUUUUUCUACCCUUUGGGGAAAACUCUCCUGAUUUAAUGGGCUUUUUGGUUGAACAACUGUCAGUGCUCACCUCAGUCUUCUACAUUCUUAAUUGGCACACACAUGAAUUUUCCUGGCUCCUGGUGCAGUUACUCUGGCUGCAGUCCUGAUCACUAAGAGGAAAUGCCACCUUGGACCUUCCUGCACUCAGUGGCUUGAUUCACUUCUGAAUGGAUCAAUGUGGUUUUACCUUCUGUGGUACUACCUAGAUAUAAAGAACUGAAUUUAGUGAUCUCAUUAAAUCUGGAAAGAGGAGAUGAAAACUUUGCCAUCCACAUGCCACAAAAAAAAAAAAGAAAAAAGAAAAGAAAAAAAAAUAAAGAGACCUUUCUUCCAAAACAAAGAUGUAUUUAGCAACUGGACAGGUAGGAAGAUGGUGAGAUAUGAAGGGCAGAAAUCUACCCACGUUGUCAACAGUAACAAAUAAGAAGAGAAGCACAGCAAGCCACUGCUCCAACUGUUAUAAGUACAAAAUAUCUUCUUUUCAUUGUUUUCUUUUGCUUUGUUUUUUGCUGAGACUCCUUCACCCUUUGACAAGGCCACAGAAAACAGCCUAGCACUUAGCAGCACUACUCUCACUGUGGCAGGUUUUUUAAGGGCAGAGGCUGACUUGGAAGAAUCCUGAGCGUCUGCAUAAGGAGAAGCUGUUUAAAAGUCUAAGCGCUCCUCAAGAUCCUGCAGUCUUCAGUUGUAUGGUUGUGUUUGACACCUGUGAAUGUUUUGCUGUAUCUUUCAUUAUGCUCUGUGACACUGUAAAAUGCUGUCAGUGAGAGUCAGUGAAGAGAGCAGAACAGCAAGGACUGCAGAAGUGAAUGUCUCAGAAAUAGGGUUGGGCCCUAACCUGUGAAUCACUGACCUUGCUGAAAAUAUGAUCAGAGUCAGGGUAUUUAAUCAUGGGCCAUAAAUGCUCCGGGCUUUGUACCAGCAACUUUCUUGUACAUUCCAUGGUAGAAAAAGGAACUUAAAGACACUGCCCCACCUUCUGAGAAAAGCCAUGAAAUUUCCAUAGGGCAUUUAAAACUAGAAAUAACUGAAAGAAAAAAAUUGUUUUGAAUGUAAUUUUUUGUUAUUAUACCUUUAAAAAAAAAAAAAAAAUCCAAAAUUAACAUUUU
Lagopus muta (rock ptarmigan) is the source of this 4696-nucleotide messenger RNA. It is a transcript of the gene CD86, whose product is annotated as CD86 molecule. The transcript is spliced from 7 exons. Gene Ontology annotation, cellular component: external side of plasma membrane. Lineage: Eukaryota; Metazoa; Chordata; Aves; Galliformes; Phasianidae. The coding region runs from base 2449 to 3300 and encodes 283 amino acids. Gene Ontology annotation, biological process: positive regulation of T cell proliferation; immune response; T cell costimulation. The record is from RefSeq and is a predicted model, not a curated record.